Messenger RNA from Knipowitschia caucasica, 2814 nucleotides. The record is from the annotation of a GenBank genome assembly. NCBI's taxonomy places the organism in Eukaryota, Metazoa, Chordata, Actinopteri, Gobiiformes, Gobiidae.
AUGUCACAGGCAGAGGGUCAGCAGAAGACCCUGGUCCAGUCCAUCGACGCUCUGCCCACCAAAGGCCCUCUGUCCUGCUUGGACCACGACCUGCUGCUGCUGAAGGCCACGUCCGCCGCCACGCUGAGCUGCCUGGGAGAGUGUCUGAACAUCCUGCAGCAGACACAGUCCCACCCGACCCCCGCCGUGUCCCUGACCUCCCACCGGAACCACAGCGCCCCCUCUGAUGGUGUUCCUGUGUGGACUGUCCCAAAGUCUCCGUCUCUGGAGCAGCUGAGGAACGGCCUGACGCCCCUGACCUCCGCAGAGCCCUCCCCGGACUCCCGCAAACGCAGCCUCACCCUGUGCUCUGGAGCUGAGGGGCCUGAGGAGCCGAGGCCCGGUGAGGAGCCGAGGCCCGGUGAGGAGGUCACAGACGAGGAGGACCCAGAGGAGGAGGAGCUGGGAGUCCUGGACGAUCAGAGGAGCAUCAUCCUGCACCUCCUCUCACAGCUCAAACUGGGCAUGGACCUCACACGGGUGGUGUUGCCCACGUUCAUCCUGGAGAAGCGCUCACUGCUGGAGAUGUACGCUAACUUUAUGGCUCACCCCGACAUGUUCCUGUCCAUCACCGCGGGGGCGACCGCCGAAGAGCGCAUCGUCCGCUUCGUGGAAUACUACCUCAGCGCCUUCCACGAGGGCCGCAAGGGCGCCGUGGCCAAGAAACCCUACAACCCCAUCCUCGGCGAGACCUUCCACUGCUCCUGGGACGUUCCUCGAGACCGCGUCCGGACCCGGAGCCACAACCCGCCGAGCGCCCAGGGCCUGGGCCGCGCCCCCAACAACGCGGAGGACGGCGCCCCCUACAGGGUGCGCUUCGUGGCGGAGCAGGUCUGUCACCAUCCUCCGGUGUCGGGCUUUUACUGCGAGUGCAGAGAGCGCCACAUGUGCGUGAACGCUCACGUCUGGACCAAGAGCAAGUUCAUGGGGAUGUCCAUCGGAGUGUCCAUGGUGGGGGAGGGGGUGCUGUACCUCCUGGAGCAUGAUGAAGAGUACGUGUUCACGCUGCCCUCUGCCUACGCUCGCUCCAUCCUCACCGUGCCGUGGGUGGAGCUUGGAGGGAAAGUGUCCAUCAGCUGCGCCAAGAGCGGGUACUCAGCUGCUGUCACCUUCCACACCAAGCCCUUCUACGGGGGCAAGGUCCACAGGGUGACGGCCGAGGUGAAACACAACGCCACCAGCGCCAUCGUGUGUAAGGCUCAAGGCGAAUGGAAUGGGACGCUGGAGUUCACCUACAGCAGCGGAGAAACCAGAGUCAUGGACACAAACAAACUCCCGGUGACGAAGAAGAAACUGCGGCCGGUGGAAAAGCAGAGCCGCCUGGAGUCCAGUCUGACCCUGUGUCUGCCCCUUUGUCUGCCCCCAGGCGGCUGUGGCAGCGUGUCCCUGUGUCUGACCCUGUGUCUGCCCCCAGGCGGCUGUGGCAGCAUGUCCCUGUGUCUGACCCUGUGUCUGCCCCCAGGCGGCUGUGGCAGCGUGUCCCUGUGUCUGACCCUGUGUCUGACUCUGUGUCUGACUCUGUGUCUGACCCUGUGUCUGACCCUGUGUCUGACCCUGUGUCUGUCCCUGUGUCUGUCCCUGUGUCUGUCCCUGUGUCUGACUCUGUGUCUGACUCUGUGUCUGACCCUGUGUCUGACCCUGUGUCUGUCCCUGUGUCUGACCCUGUGUCUGCCCCCAGGCGACUGUGGCAGCGUGUCCCUGUGUCUGACCCUGUGUCUGACCCUGUGUCUGUCCCUGUGUCUGUCUCUGUGUCUGACCCUGUGUCUGUCCCUGUGUCUGUCUCUGUGUCUGACUCUGUGUCUGACCCUGUGUCUGACCCUGUGUCUGUCCCUGUGUCUGUCCCUGUGUCUGACCCUGUGUCUGACCCUGUGUCUGCCCCCAGGCGGCUGUGGCAGCGUGUCCCUGUGUCUGACCCUGUGUCUGACCCUGUGUCUGUCCCUGUGUCUGACCCUGUGUCUGACCCUGUGUCUGUCCCUGUGCGGCUGUGGCAGCGUGUCCCUGUGUCUGACCCUGUGUCUGACUCUGUGUCUGACCCUGUGUCUGACUCUGUGUCUGUCCCUGUGUCUGACUCUGUGUCUGUCCCUGUGUCUGACCCUGUGUCUGACCCUGUGUCUGACCCUGUGUCUGACCCUGUGUCUGUCCCUGUGUCUGUCCCUGUGUCUGACUCUGUGUCUGACUCUGUGUCUGACCCUGUGUCUGUCCCUGUGUCUGACUCUGUCUGACCCUGUGUCUGACCCUGUGUCUGACCCCAGGCGGCUGUGGCAGCGUGUCCCUGUGUCUGACCCUGUGUCUGUCCCUGUGUCUGUCCCUGUGUCUGACCCUGUGUCUGUCCCUGUGUCUGACCCUGUGUCUGUCCCUGUGUCUGACUCUGUGUCUGACUCUGUGUCUGACCCUGUGUCUGACCCUGUGUCUGUCCCUGUGUCUGACCCUGUGUCUGACCCUGUGUCUGUCCCUGUGUCUGACCCUGUGUCUGUCCCUGUGUCUGACUCUGUGUCUGACCCUGUGUCUGACUCUGUGUCUGACCCUGUGUCUGACCCUGUGUCUGACCCUGUGUCUGCCCCCAGGCGGCUGUGGCAGCGUGUCACGGAGUCUCUGCAGGACGGGAACCUGGAGAAGGCCACGGAACAAAAACACAAUCUGGAAGAACGUCAGCGGAACGACGAGAGGCAUCGGAACGCCAACAACACGCCCUGGACGCCCAAGUACUUCACCAAACAGGGCGAGGGCUGGAUCUACAACUCUCCUCUGUGGAAGUCAAACAGACCUUUGGAUUAA